This is a messenger RNA of Octopus sinensis (East Asian common octopus), 1261 nucleotides long. RefSeq lists its product as uncharacterized. The transcript has 5 exons. The coding region runs from base 1 to 843 and encodes 280 amino acids. The record is from RefSeq and is a predicted model, not a curated record. Lineage: Eukaryota; Metazoa; Mollusca; Cephalopoda; Octopoda; Octopodidae.
AUGAAAGGCAAAAAUGCUGAGCAAAUUACAUCAAUGAUUCUGAAACAAUUAGAAAUGGACGACAUUAACAUUCAAGACUGUCGUGGACAAGCAUUUGAUAACGUGGCAUAUUAUCCUAUCACGUUAGAGUCAACAGAGAACAAUAAUCUUACAUUUUCAGGUUUUGAAGCAUUUCAUUCAAGCGGAAAAUGGAACCAACACCAAGGUCAGACACAACAGUGGCAGACUGAUGAUGAUCAACAAAGGAAUGAUGAUGAGUGUUUUCCAUGCGACAUCAAAAUUGAAUAUAAAAAAUCCCAAUGCCGUAAGAUCUGGCCCAAAGGAUAUGGGUGUUGGAGCGAGACGGAAUUGGAAAAAAUUUUCAAAACCUACUCGGAAAAGGAAUCACCGACAACCACUACUCCAACACCAGAAACCACUACUCUAACACCAGAAACCACUAGUCUAACACCAGAAACCACUAGUCUAACACCAACAACCAAAAAUCUAACACUGGUUUAUUCUUUGGCCACACUUUUGGUAUUAGCGAUCAUAUUUAUUCUCUUCUUAAUUUUAUGGAUAUCAUUUAGACGAAAACGAAACUCAACUAAUGUUCAAAAUGUAAAUGAGAACAAUCAUCCGUAUGAAGAAAUCGAUGAAACCACGACAACUAUUUCCUUCUGCAAUAGUAGUAUAGUGAAUAAAAACACUGCAACAACAACAAACCCAAGAAACAUCAGUGAGGAAACAUAUGAAGCCCUAGAAGAAGAGUCUGCUCCAAGAUAUGAUAAACUGGCUUUUAACGAACUGGAAAUUGUGAACAAUGAGAACAGAAAUAACUCUUAUCACGUCGUUGAAAAAUAAAAUCUACUGGUGAUAACGAUACGUUUUAUAACUUAAUAAUUAAUCAAAAUCUGUUACAAGUAGCAAUCUGUUACUGUUCGAUAACCAAAACCUAUCGAUAGAUGAUAACAAUGUCUUGAUGGUUUUCAAUAGAAUAUAUCACGUGAUACCAUUAUUGGAGUUAUCUCACUUCCUUUUUGUUUUCAGAUUUUAAAAUGUGAGAUUUCUUCCCUGAAGACGGGGGAAAUUGAUUCCAACGUCAGAUGAGACGAGCCCCCGUCUUCAGGGAAGAAAUCCUAUAUUUGAGGUGUUGACAGAAGGGAGAUUAAAGGUGGAAUUACGAUGGAAUACGACUUUUCUUCAACCCUUUAAUUCUUGAUAUCAUUUCUAUUCUGUGUAAGUCGGAACUUUUUAUAUGUAUAUAUAUAUAUAUAUAUAU